Molecule: messenger RNA, 1167 nt
Organism: Miniopterus natalensis
Lineage: Eukaryota; Metazoa; Chordata; Mammalia; Chiroptera; Miniopteridae
Gene: RNF133
Product: ring finger protein 133
Biological process (GO): positive regulation of DNA-templated transcription; ubiquitin-dependent protein catabolic process; protein ubiquitination
Cellular component (GO): nucleus
Molecular function (GO): ubiquitin protein ligase activity
Source: RefSeq, a predicted model, not a curated record
AGAGAGAUGAAUCUACUCCAGGUUGGCGCUCAGAGAAACAAUACUGCAUCUACCUGGCUUGUGAAAUUCAGUAUUCUUUGGCUUCUUAGUCAGAAUUGCUGCAAAGCCAGCGCUGUUUGGACCGCUUACAUGAACAUAUCAUUUCACAUUGGGAAUCGCAUGCUGUCAGAGUUGGGGGAAACUGGAGUGUUUGGAAGAAGCUCCACUUUGAAGAGGGUGGCAGGAGUUAUUGUGCCGCCAGACGGAAAAAUGCAACAUGCCUGUAAUUCCAAUACCAGUUUCAGCAGAUCAAAGAACUCGAAGGUGUGGCUCGCACUUAUUGAACGGGGAGGCUGUCCCUUCACACAGAAAAUUAAGGUGGCCGUUGAGAAGGGAGCCAGUGGAGUGAUCAUCUAUAACUUCCCUGGAACUGGCAAUCAGGUUUUUCCUAUGUCUCAUCAGGCAUUUGAAGACACUGUGGUAGUGAUGAUUGGUAACUUAAAAGGCAUGGAGAUUUUACAUUUAAUCCGGAAGGGAGUUCACGUUACAGUCAUGGUGGAGGUGGGGAGAAAACACAUCAUCUGGAUGAAUCACUAUUUUGUCUCCUUUUUGAUUUUCACCACGGCUACUUUUGUGUACUUCGUCUUUUAUCAUAUUCGAAGACUUUGGGUAGCAAGGAUUCAGAGCAGGAGAUGGAUGCGAUUAGCGACAGAUCUCAAGCUAGCGUUUAGCCAGCUCCAACUUCGGGUGCUGAAAGAAGGAGAUGAAGAAGUAAGUCCAAACGGAGACAGCUGUGUGGUUUGCUUUGAACUCUACAAGCCUAAUGACACGGUUCGUAUUCUGACUUGUAAGCAUUUUUUUCACAAGAACUGCAUUGACCCCUGGAUCCUAGGGCAUGGAACAUGCCCCAUGUGCAAAUGUGACAUUCUUAAUGCUCUGGGAAUUCAAGUGGAUGUUGAAGACGGAACACAACCAUUGCAAGUUCUGAUGUCAAGUGAAUGGCCUGGUAUUUUAUCACCUAGUGAAGAGGGGACAGAUAAUGAAUGUAUUCCUGCAAGACAAACAGAUAAAGUGACCCACGCAGGAGAGGCGGAGGAGCUCCCUACUUCUCAGAGCGACAGCCAGCCCAACACAGGAGAAGAUGCUCAUCCUUCACCUUGAUAGCAUGACCUUUGAGGAAGCGGAUUA